Messenger RNA from Talpa occidentalis (Iberian mole), 4606 nucleotides. RefSeq names its product NPHS2 stomatin family member, podocin (gene NPHS2). Gene Ontology annotation, cellular component: plasma membrane. The coding region runs from base 53 to 1204 and encodes 383 amino acids. Lineage: Eukaryota; Metazoa; Chordata; Mammalia; Eulipotyphla; Talpidae. The transcript has 8 exons. The record is from RefSeq and is a predicted model, not a curated record.
CCCGCGGGUCACGCUGCAAGGACCCAGCUGCCGGAGCCCCGCCGAUCCGAGGAUGGAGAGGAGACCGCGGAGCUCCUCCAGGGAGCCCCACCGGAGAAGCGGGGGGUCCCCCCAAAAGGAGAACAAGAGGACAAAGACCGAGAGAGGUGGCGGAGGUCGGGAGCGCCGGGAUGCGGGCCGUGACCGUCCAGCCUCAGCGCGGGCGGGGAGCCCCGCGGAGCCCCGAGCCCGGGCAGCCACCGUGGUGGACGUGGAUGAGGUGCGGGGCCCGGCAGAGGAGGGCACUGAGGUGGUGGCGCUGCUGGAGAGCGAGCGGCCAGAGGAAGGUACCAAGUCCUCUGGCUUAGGGGCCUGUGAGUGGCUUCUUGUCCUCAUAUCUCUGCUCUUCAUCAUUGUGACCUUCCCUUUUUCUAUCUGGUUCUGCAUAAAGGUGGUACAGGAGUAUGAGAGAGUAAUUAUAUUCCGACUGGGACACCUGCUUCCUGGAAGAGCCAAAGGUCCUGGCCUUUUCUUCUUUUUGCCCUGCCUGGACACCUACCACAAGGUUGAUCUUCGUCUCCAAACCUUGGAAAUACCCUUUCAUGAGAUUGUGACCAAAGACAUGUUCAUAAUGGAGAUAGAUGCCAUCUGCUACUACCGGAUGGAAAAUGCCUCUCUCCUCCUCAGCCGUCUUGCUCACGUGUCCAAAACUGUCCAAUUCCUCGUGCAAACCACCAUGAAGCGUCUCCUGGCACAUCGAUCCCUCACUGAAAUCCUUCUAGAGAGAAAGAGCAUUGCUCAAGAUGUAAAGGUCGCCUUGGAUUCAGUGACCUGUAUUUGGGGAAUCAAAGUGGAGAGAACAGAAAUUAAGGACGUGAGGUUGCCAGCUGGGCUUCAGCACUCACUGGCUGUGGAAGCCGAAGCACAAAGACAGGCCAAAGUGCGGAUGAUCGCCGCGGAAGGGGAGAAGGCCGCCUCUGAGUCCCUGAGGAUGGCAGCUGAGAUUCUAUCGGGCACCCCAGCUGCUGUUCAGCUGCGAUACCUCCACACCCUUCAAUCUUUAUCCACAGACAAACCUUCCACUGUGAUUUUACCUUUGCCAUUUGACUUGCUAAAUGUCCUGUCUUCCCCCAGCAACAGAACACAAGGAAGCAUCCCCUUACCCAACCCUCCCAGGCCUGUGGAGCCACUGAAUCCUAAGAAGAAAGACUCCCCCAUGUUAUAGGUGGAGCCGAGGACAAUGGGGCUGUCAAGGAGCCACAUCCCUGAGUGAGCACUUGCUCCUUAUCGCCUGCCCUCUCUUUAGUUGCCGUAUGGAAUCCUGAAGUCACAGUGCAGCAAACUACAUAAGAAGACGUUGAGAUGAGAGGGCAGAGAAGCCAUGUAACAAUUUGAGAUGGAUCAUCUAUGGGAGUAAUUAUGGAAAGAGCUUUAGCCAGCAUUUUGCUUUGGAAAGAAUUUUGAGUCUAUGUGUGGCUGAAGUUCGACCUCUGAAGAUGUAGUUCAGGGUCCUGUAGGACGACUGUCCUCUGGCCCCUCUGGCAAGGUCUUUGCUGCUCCCAAAGACCUUUUUACCUGCCUCUUUGUUGUGCUUAUUAUGAGCUACCAUAGUCCAGGACUUAGCGUGCAGUCUUCUCCCCAAUUAUUUUAUGACCUCAAAGCACCUCUUAGUCUUUUCCCUGCACAACACUCAAUCUUGCACACCCCAUCCCAUCUCCCUCCACUUAACCCUGAUGUUGUACCACAGCGACACUUAAAUGUUCUUGAGUGAAUGAAAGAAAAAGAGAUGUGCUUGGACUGGAUAUAAAAUUUACACCUAAUUAAGGGAUUUUUGGCACUUUUUUACUAUAGAGAAAUAACAAAAAGGACCAAAAAAUUUUUCUGAUAAAUAUUGGGAAGGUGUGAGGAAGAAUCACUAUAAAUAUGAAAUUAAUACAUUUUCAAUAUCAAAUGUACCAGUAUGUUUGUUUUUCAAACAGUAAUAACAUGUUGUGUUCUACACAUGCCUGGAACUGUGCUUUUCUUGGGCAGAUGUUACCUAAUAGGAAUACAUCCUUAUAAGUCUUAUUUUCCAUUAACUUGCAUUAUACAAUAAUAAUAAACCCAGGGCCUCCCUUGGUGACCUAAGGGUUACGUCUCAGCACUAUCACUACUGAAGCCUGAGUUAAAUCCUGGCCAGGGAGCCGACCUACAAAUGGCACAGGAGACCUCUCCUAUCUUACCCACUGCUCCCCUCAGCAGUGUAUUGCAGUAAAUCCACCUGUUCUGCUCCCCACUCUGUCUCAGGUGAAUCCUCUCAGCCCCUCCCUGCCUGCACCUCUGGCUUACACCCCAGUUCUUCUACUCAAAAAUAAAAAAAAAAAAAACAACUCAGCCAAGUAAAUAAGAGGUAUAUAGCAAAUCCUCUAUCAACUUUAAAAAUCAAUAGUAUUGGGGCCUCCCUGGUGGCCCUGGUGGUUAAAGUUUCAGUGCUAUCACCACUAUGGCCUCAUUUGGAUCCUGGUCAGGGAGAUAACCCACAUGGAGCAGCAGACAUCUCCUGUCUGACCCUCUGUUCCCUUUAGCAGUGUAUUGGAGUAAAUCCAAGUAUUCUGCUCCCCACUCUGUCGCUGGUGAAUUCUCUCACCCCCCUCUGGCCUACACCCCAGUUCUUUUACACACAAAAAAAAUCAAUUACAUUAAAGACAUUACUGACAUUACAAAAUUAUUACUAAAAUCAUCCUGUGAAUGAAAUGCUAGUUAAAAUAGGAAUCCCCACGUAUCUAAGUCAGAGAGAAAUGAUGACAACUAUCCCCAGUCCCUCACUAUUUGGUGAUUUCUGUCCUUCAAAUCUCCUCUUCAAUCUUCAUCAUGUUACCUGAUAUUAUUAUUUUAUUUUGGGGAUGUAUCCAUGCUAUCCUGUGAUGCAAAUUUCAUUUUACAUAAAAACACAUGGAUAGGAUUUUUGCUUAUGAAGGUUAGCCUUUAAUAGCUUGCCGAUCAUUAUUUUAGAGAGAAAAUGUAUUUUCUGAGCCUCUCACAGUGGAUCUAGAAACUUUUGUAGUAUUCUGUCUGUUUGAAACAAAAAGUUUCUCAAUACAUUUAAGUAACAGAAACAGGGUCCAAGAUCAAGGAUGCUUUGCCUAUACUGUCCUUUCUCAAUCACUUCAAUAUUCCUUCCUUUUCUGCCAUCCUUCUGCCCUCUAAAAAAAGAACAAAAGUUCUCCAGCAGUGUAUCAUAACAUGGUAUUAUGUUGCCAAUCUUAGGGUGUCAAAAGUCUAGUUCAUGCCAUCCUAUGAAACAUGUUCCAUAUCUUAAAGAAAAGUUCCCCUUAGUCCCUAUCCCAAGGGAGAUAUGUGGCUGUGGGGGACUGGCAGUGCUAAAAGUCACAGAUUAGAUGGUCUCUGCUGGAGGCAAUGAGAGAUUCUGAAGUCAAAAGAGCAGGCAAAGCUCCAACCAUACACAAAAUACAAAAUGUGGAAUCCAGAAGAUUGUCCAAUCCAAGAAAGUCAAAGGCAGGUAACAAAAUCUUCCAGAACCAGGAGUUGGUGCCAGAGAGUGGCCAGCAAACUCUAAUGAGGCAACGAUAGGAUGAGCAUUGAGAGGGAACUUCUGAGGGAUAUCCUAGAAUGUCUAAUCUAUUGGGGUUGCUUUUUGUGAACCAAUCAGGGCAUGGUCACACAUGGCCCAGUCCAUUAAAAGGUCAGUGCCAACUAGAGCACACUGAAGUGGGCAGCAUUUCUCCUGACCACCAUCCCAGUACACUGGCUAUUGGGAUUAGGAUGAUAUCAAGGUUUGUUGGUCACUUUUCAUCCCAUAUACAUGGUUCCUGACCUCAGGUUGGCAUACGUUGGCAGGAGUAAUGGAGGGGAAGGUAGGGCCAUGCUGAUGGACGUAUAGCAAAGCCAGGAACAAAACAAUGAGUGAAUGCCAGGAUGAUAAUGUAGUAAUGGCUUUUAUGGCCCUUAAUAAUUCCACAUCACUCUGUUCUUGUCAAAAGCAGGUUUUGCCUGCAUUAUCUGCCUAUGUUUCUCCUUCUGGUGGUCUCUUCUGAUAUCUGGCUCUAGUCAACAUAGAACUUUCUUGUUAGACUGCCAGAAGGCAUCUUUGAGGUCUGUUUGAGUGCCCUCUGGUGUCCUUGGGUUAUGGGACAAUUGGGAUGUGGAAUCUUGGUGGCAGAGAAAUAACGGGGACAAGGUGCUCUGAAACUGUUAUGGGUGGAAGGUUAUAGUGAACCUCUCUGAUGGUGCUGUCUGCAAGGUUUCAGCACCAGAAUUCUCUGAAACCUGGAUGCUGCAUUCCCCUGGGUACUGAUCUUGAAAUGACAGGUGGAAGAUAAGCUGGACAGUACAAUCAAAGCUAGGACACAUACUAGGCAACAAUCUUUUCCCUGCAAAGUGAUUUUAAUAUUAAUAGUGACAGUGUCUUAGUUCGAGCUGUUAUAACAAAAUGCCAUAGACAGAGUGGUUUUUAAACAAUAGAAAUUUAUUUCAUACAGUUCUAGAGGCUAGAAAGUUUCAGUUCAAGAUGUCAGCAGAAUUAGCAUCUGGUGAGGACCCUCUUCUGGUUCAUAGACAGAUGUCUCCCCACUUUUCUCCCUCUGUGUGCUGACACCUGGCAUAAGUGGGAGGGAAUUCUCUGGGGUCU